AUGACCGGCUCCCUGCCCUCCAACAACCCCAGCAAUCAGCUGCGGCCUGCCCACACCCUGCCCCCUCCAAGCUUUGCGAACCACCUUUGUUCUGCCAGGGAGGCCAAUUUCGAUACCGCCAACCCGCCCUAUAUCCGCAAAUACCUGCGAACGUACGGUCUGACUCCGCCCCGCGCUGAGAGCUACGAGGUCCAGAAGACAAGAUGCCUCGCGCAAUUGGCCCUGAAAUCGACGCCCAUUGAGAAAUACCUCUACCUGAGCACCCUCCGCAAGAACAAUGUGCACCUCUUCUACCGCUUGGUGGUCGACCAUCUCAAGGAAUUGACCCCCUUGAUCUACACCCCCGUCGUGGGUGAAGCUUGCCAGCGAUGGUCAGAGAUCUACCAACAGCCAGAAGGCAUGUAUCUCAGUUACGAAGACAAAGGCAACAUCGCAGCCGUGAUUGCCAACUGGCCGCAGCCCAACGUCGAGAUUACUGUCAUCACGGACGGAUCGCGAAUCCUGGGUCUGGGUGAUCUGGGGAUCAACGGCAUGGGCAUUCCCAUUGGCAAGCUGGCUCUGUACACGGCCUGCGCCGGAAUCCGGCCAGAGGCGACUCUGCCUCUGACGCUGGACCUGGGCACCAGCAACAAGGCGUUCCGGGAAGAUCCCCUCUAUAUGGGCAGUCGCCGGGAUAAGGUGUCUCCCGAGGAGGAGCAGGAGUUCAUGGACGAGCUGAUGGAUGCCCUGACGGAACGAUGGCCUGGGAUUGUCAUUCAAUUCGAGGACUUCAAGAACCCCUUCCCCGCUCUGGAGCGCUACCGACACAAGUACACCUGCUUCAAUGACGACAUCCAGGGAACGGGUGCGGUGAUCUUGGGAGGCAUCAUCAAUGCGGUGAAGCGUUCCGGGGUGCCGCCCAAGGA
Molecule: messenger RNA, 905 nt
Organism: Rasamsonia emersonii CBS 393.64
Lineage: Eukaryota; Fungi; Ascomycota; Eurotiomycetes; Eurotiales; Trichocomaceae
Product: Malic enzyme
Exons: 6
Biological process (GO): pyruvate metabolic process; malate metabolic process
Cellular component (GO): mitochondrion
Molecular function (GO): malate dehydrogenase (decarboxylating) (NAD+) activity
Source: RefSeq, a predicted model, not a curated record